AUGGGUUCUCUAACUGACAUAACUACAGCCUUAUUAAAGACCUCUUUAAACCAUUGUAUCAAUUAUACGUUUUUCAAGAAUGCAAAUUCUUCUUCAGCAAUUCUAUUCAUUCAUGGAUUAGGUUCGUCUCAAAAUUUUUAUUAUUCAAUUGCCAAAAAACUAUCCCAUCAGAACAACCAUUCUUGUAUUAUAUUUGACAACUUUGGUGCUUCUUCAUCCUCCAGUAAUCUUGAUUUUGAAAACAUUUCACAAGAUUUAACAGUCGAAAGUAUCAAACAAGAUGUAGUUGAUUUACUUCUGCAUUUGAAAAUAAAAAAAGUUAUAUUGGCUGGUCACUCAAUGGGUGGUAUGUCUGUCAAUUAUAUAACUGCAACCACUCCAAACCUUGAUAUUGUUGGCAAUAUUCUUGUUAAUCCUGUUCAUCCAACGCCAAAAUUGAAAGAGAUUUUUGAUUCGAGAAUCAACACUUUGUUAAAAACAAACGACAUUUCGUCCAUUGCUAAUGGUGUUGCAGAAAAUGCUGUUGGUUCAAAUUGUCUGGAUAUUGUUAAAGCCUUUAUUAGAGAUUUGGUUUCAAGACAAACUAUUAAAGGUUACAUUUUAAAUUGCAAAAUUAUUUCUCAUGCAGCCACAUUGACUACACAAUACAUCAAUUAUUAUAAGCAAAUCAAAACACCAACUUUAAUAAUUGCAGGAAAAGAAGAUUUGACUGCUCCUUGGAGUGGUUGCGUUGAAGUUAUUGCUCAAAAUUUAGGAUCUGAAACGAUUAGUGUUAAGCAAUUAGAGGGUGUUGGUCAUUGGGCUGCUGUUGAAAGUGAUGAGAAAGUAUACAAAUUAAUUUCUGAUUUUGUCCCCAAUGAUUUUUAA
Molecule: messenger RNA, 867 nt
Organism: Ascoidea rubescens DSM 1968
Lineage: Eukaryota; Fungi; Ascomycota; Saccharomycetes; Ascoideales; Ascoideaceae
Product: alpha/beta fold hydrolase
Exons: 1
Coding region: 1-867 (288 amino acids)
Source: RefSeq, a predicted model, not a curated record